This is a messenger RNA of Dioscorea cayenensis subsp. rotundata (Guinea yam), 1786 nucleotides long. RefSeq names its product amino acid permease 3-like. The transcript is spliced from 5 exons. Gene Ontology annotation, cellular component: plasma membrane. The record is from RefSeq and is a predicted model, not a curated record. The coding region runs from base 144 to 1613 and encodes 489 amino acids. NCBI's taxonomy places the organism in Eukaryota, Viridiplantae, Streptophyta, Magnoliopsida, Dioscoreales, Dioscoreaceae.
AAACCAAAGGUUGCCUUACUUGCCUUCCUAGAAAUAGAAACACACACACACACACUAACUCUUCAUUAAUCUUAUUUACUUGUACUCUGUUGUUUUCCCAACAUUUCUUCUUAUUUUUAUAAAAAUAAGCUUAAUUAUUAGAUAUGGUUGAGAAGAGUGGAGCUAAGUACCAACAAAAAGUUGGUUUCCCUUCAAUGGAUGUCUCCUCAUUAGAGCUUGGCCACACUGGAGGUUCUAAGUUCAUGGAUGAUGAUGGCCGUGCAAAGAGAACUGGUAAUGUAUGGACGGCGAGUGCGCAUAUUAUCACGGCGGUGAUCGGUUCCGGCGUGCUUUCGCUUGCUUGGGCUAUCGGUCAGCUUGGUUGGAUCGCCGGACCCAUAGUUAUGUUCUUGUUUGGCUUUGUCACCUACUACACUUCAUCUCUUCUCUCUGACUGUUACCGGACCGGUGAUCCUAUCUCCGGCAAGCGGAAUUAUACUUAUAUGGACGCGGUUCAUGCUUAUUUAGGUGGAUUUAAGGUGAAACUUUGCGGUUGGAUUCAAUAUCUCAAUAUUUUUGGAGUUGCCAUUGGGUACACUAUUGCUGCUUCCAUUAGUAUGAUGGCAAUAGAGAGGUCUAAUUGUUUUCAUAAAAAUGGUGACACAAGUCCCUGCCCUGCAUCAAGCAACAUGUACAUGAUAAUCUUCGGCAUAACAGAGAUUCUCUUUUCUCAAAUCCCCGACUUCGAUCAGAUUUGGUGGCUAUCCAUCGUCGCGGCGAUCAUGUCUUUCACUUACUCGACCAUCGGUCUCGCUCUCGGCAUCAUCCAAGUCAUAGCCAAUGGUGGAGUGAAAGGUAGUCUAACCGGUAUCAGCAUCGGCACAGUCACUGAAAUGGAAAAAAUUUGGCGAAGUCUCCAGGCUUUCGGCGACAUCGCCUUCGCCUACUCCUACUCAAUCAUUCUCAUCGAAAUUCAAGACACCAUAAAAUCUCCGCCUCCUUCCGAAACCAAAGUAAUGAAAAGGGCAACACUUAUAAGUGUCGGAGUCACAACACUCUUCUACUUACUCUGUGGCUGCACUGGUUAUGCUGCCUUCGGCGAUCUCGCCCCCGGUAACCUCCUCACCGGCUUCGGCUUCUUCAAUCCUUACUGGCUUUUGGACAUUGCAAAUGCCGCAAUUGUCAUCCAUUUGGUUGGAGCAUAUCAAGUCUACUGCCAACCACUUUUUGCCUUUGUUGAAAAAUGGGCAGUACAGACUUGGCCAGACUUAGAAUUCAUAACAAAAGAAAUCUCAGUCUCUCUGCCCGGUUCUCGAACCUUUAAUCUGAAUCUUUUUAGAUUGGUUUGGCGUACGAUAUUUGUCGUGAUAACGACGAUCAUUUCUAUGCUUCUUCCUUUCUUUAAUGACGUCGUCGGGUUUCUUGGAGCUCUCGGGUUUUGGCCUCUUACCGUAUAUUUUCCAAUAGAGAUGUACAUUGUUCAGAAGAAGGUGGAGAAGUGGAGCACAAGAUGGGUUUGUUUCCAGAUGCUUAGCUUGGCUUGUCUGGUGAUCACCAUUGCCGCGGCGGCAGGGUCCAUUGCCGGAGUUAUCACUGAUCUUCAAGUCUAUAAACCAUUCAAGACAACUUAUUGAGAACAUGCAAUUGUUCUCAAACUCAAUUGAUGCUUUUUUUUUUCUUUUUUUUUAAAAAAUUUUAUUACUUGUUGUUGAUUGUGUGCAUGUUGUUGCAGUAAUAGUUGUUGUUGUUGUUGUUAUGUUUAUGAAUUAAUUAUGAAUAUAAAGAUGGAAGUUUGUUUGUGAUGAGA